Molecule: messenger RNA, 3420 nt
Organism: Pyricularia oryzae 70-15
Lineage: Eukaryota; Fungi; Ascomycota; Sordariomycetes; Magnaporthales; Pyriculariaceae
Exons: 8
Coding region: 431-1483 (350 amino acids)
Molecular function (GO): methyltransferase activity
Source: RefSeq, a predicted model, not a curated record
AAUCUUGUCUUCGCUUGCCUCUCUGGUUUUCGCUCUUCGCUUCGAGUUGUCUAUGAGCGGGUAUCGAUCUCACUGCAUGGUUUUCCCUUGCUAAUUUGCACCGCCGGCACGUUCCGGUUGGAGGUCGAUGGGGUACAGAUCGACCUGCGUCGGAUUAUUAAUUUUACCUCGUCAUGACUUCAAUGGCUGGCUCAUCUCUUCUUGUGUUUGACCAUUUUGUAAUAGAUGAUGACCCCCAUCUUUGUUGCUUUGGUCGAUUCUCUCUCUGCUGGUCUAUCCACAGUUAACGCUUGUCAUCUGAUUUCUGCAGUCAAAAAGAAUCCCAAGGGGCCUGUUGAGUCUCGAAACCAUUUAAACAGAAAGCCAAGGAGAAUACAGUUACGCUAGAUCCAAUUCGAUCAUUGGACGAAAAUAAGUCAUUGCACGCACUAUGCAGCAAGAGGAUAACCGAACAGUUGAGGACCUCUUCUCAAACAUAGAUACUAGUCCCAAUGUGGUCGACAUUGCCGACGAUGACGACGAGGAUGCUCUUGAGGUUGAUAGUGCGGAAUGGGAAAUGGACUCGGCGGUAGGGGGUAUGAGCUUCGUGUCAUCCACGCAAAGUCUGAGUUCAAGUCUAUACGAGCACGUUGUAGAAAACGGUCGGACUUAUCACAAGUUCAAAGAGGGCAAAUACCCGCUGCCUAACGACGAGCCAGAGCAAGAUCGUCUUGACUUCCAGCAUCAGGUUUACAAACUGUCUUUAGAGGGCAAACUCUACCAAGCUCCAGUAGAAAAUCCACGCAACGUACUGGACGUAGCAACAGGGACAGGAAUAUGGGCCAUCGAGUUUGCUCAAGAAAACCCCGGCUCCAACGUCGUGGGCACUGACCUCUCGCCCAUCCAACCCACAUACGUCCCACCGAAUUGCUCCUUCCAGAUCUGCGAUGCCGAGGACGAGUGGGACUUUUCGGUCCCCUUUGACUUUAUCCACAUGCGCGCCGUCGUGACGUGCUUCCGUUCCCCACGCGCCGUCAUGGAGUCGGCCAUGUCCAGCCUCGCGCCCGGCGGCUGGCUGCAGAUGCGCGACCCCAUCAUGCCCUUCAAGUUCCUGACGCCGCCGCCCGAGGGCUGCGCCUUGGCGCGCUGGAACGACCUCGCGAUGGAGGCGAGCGGCCGCAUCGGGCGGCGCUGGGACAAUGCGGUCCACUACGCCCAGUGGAUGCGCGAGCUCGGGUUCGCGGACGUCGUCGAGAUCAAGGAGCAGCUCCCCCUCAACCCCUGGGCCAAAGGUCGUCGGGUCAAGUACCUGAGCCUGUGGCUGCAGCACGACAUGCUGCAGGGGAUCGAGGCCAUCAGCAUGGCGCUAUUUACGAGGGUUUUGGGCUGGGAUGUUGAUGAUCUCAAGGUCUUUCUCGAGGAUGUGAAGCGGGACAUGAAGGAUACAAGUAUCCAUUCUUAUUCUGAGGGUGUUUUGGUCUACGGGAGAAAACCACUAGGCUAAGAUGCAACUUGUUUCUUUCUGGCGUCUCUGGGCUUUUUCGCGACAAAAGAAUUCGGAUCUUUCGAAAUGAUACCAACGGCAUUCGAUCCACAUAUUGGGGGCAGCCCUCAACUGAUUUCCGCACCAUCAGCAGGCUGAAUGUGCCCUGCCAAUUCGCUCUCCGCCCACCCCAUGGUCAUGGUGGCCCAAAGGUCAUGAGCCGGCUGGAACUCUGCCCCGUCCAUACCGCUGUCUAGAUCAAUGUCACCAAACGCCUCUGCAAACCCGCCAGUCGCAUUGACUGGGGCAACACUUGCCCCAAAGCUUGUCUGAUCGGUGAAGGCCUCGUCCCACACCGGGAUGUAGUUAUCCAACGAACCAUCAAACAUUGGGCAACCCCUGGUCGAUUUGUCGUGCGGUAUUUUUGGGUGAGCAUCUCCGCUGCCACCGCCACUGCCGAACAGAGACCAUAUCCCCGUCGCAAUGGAAGACUGUUGCUGCUGCCGCUGCCGCUGCACGGCCGCCAUCCUCUUGUCGAACUUUGCUUUGACGACGCCAAAAACGACACGACUUGCCCCGACGAUGGUCAUGUCGUCAUCCUCAACAGUCCCGUCGCCGCGAGACUUGUCGUCCACCCGCAUCUGCGCCUUGUCGGUGAGCCGAUCCAACAGCGAGCCGAGGUCUAUCUGCGACCGCGCCAGUGUGGCGUCCCAGCUAGGGCAGGUGGGCAUGUCAAAGGAGAAGGUAAAGGCGACGAUGGAGAGCAGGACGAAGCGGCCCCAUUCGACGUUGCAGAUGUUGGUGAGCUGCCGGCCGCCGAGCAGCGUCUCGCCCAUGAAGGACAGCGCGGCGGCCAUGUGCGGGAGCGCAAGCUGCAUGCGCGACGCGUCCUGGAAAGGGUCCACGCGCGGCGACCGCGUCAUGUUGGAGGUCUUCCAGAGGUGUGGGGUCAGGAGCUGGAUCUGCGUCGUGAGGGUGGUGAAUCUCAUGACGACUUGUCAGUUUUUGGGGAUAUGGGUUAGCUUUUUUUUAUGUCAUAAAUGAAGAGUAAUUGUGAGACAGAAAAAAGGAGAUCAAACGCGGCAGCUACGUACGGGUGUUGGCGACCUCCUCCGGCAUGCGCGCGCCGUACUCUGCAAACUGCAUGUCCAACCCCCUCAGCAUGGUGGCGGCCUGGUACGGGGAGCGCAGGCCCUUCUCUUCGUCCUUGGCCAGGCCGACGACCUCGAGCAUGAGGUGCUGGUGACGCAGGAGCCAGGGGAGGAUGCGGUCGCCGGGCGUGAGGGCCUCGCGCUCCAGCAUGUCGCAGCAGGUAGCCGUCCAGGCGGUGUAUGGGAGGUUCAAGGGGCGACUGUACAUGUGGGUUCGUCUUUAUUUCAUGAUUCCGUUGUUAGUUUUAGUUUUGUAGACCCCCCACCGCGGACGAUGAGAAGUCGUUUUUUUUGUGGGUGCAUCAGUUGGGAGGUUUGGUGAUGUUAGGAAGCUCCAGAGCAAAAAAAAAGAAACACGGGGAAAAGCUUACGCCAGAACUAUAUAGCAGCAUGCAACGUAUGCGCGGAUGCCCUCGAGGAGCUCCUCGCGCGGUUGGUCCCGGUGCUGCUCGAGGUACUCGGGCUGGUCGAGCUCGAGAUCCUGUAUCAAAUCGACGGCCAUGCGGAUAUACUGUGCAGACUGCUUGUUUCGGGGCCGCAGGUGGACAGGAUACCUGGUGUUUACAUUGUUUAGCGGUCAGUAUAAAAGGACCGGAUUUUGCUGAGACGCAUCUGGUAAGAUUGACACAGGAUUCUCUGAACUUGUUCUACACGCCUCAGUUCUACACUUCUAUCUCAUAUAUACAAACAUAAACACAUAAUAUUAGUAGAACAUAAAAAAAAAGAGACUCACCAAGCAGAAUAGACCAACAACCCAACAAGCAGCUCCACGCUCCUCUCCCCGCCGGCGACGAACUUGAGCCCCAG